Pelobates fuscus (common spadefoot toad) is the source of this 2456-nucleotide messenger RNA. RefSeq names its product mbt domain containing 1 (gene MBTD1). The record is from RefSeq and is a predicted model, not a curated record. Gene Ontology annotation, cellular component: nucleus. The transcript is spliced from 17 exons. NCBI's taxonomy places the organism in Eukaryota, Metazoa, Chordata, Amphibia, Anura, Pelobatidae. Gene Ontology annotation, biological process: negative regulation of DNA-templated transcription. Gene Ontology annotation, molecular function: zinc ion binding; chromatin binding. Bases 108 to 2057 code for a protein of 649 amino acids.
UUGAUGUUGUGAGGAGUUCAUUGUGUUCCAGCUCCAGGUUCGCUCGGAUCUCACAGGCGGCAGGGAGGGGGAGAGCGGGGCAGCACCGGGGCACCCAUGAGGGGCUGAUGGAAAAGACCAAGGAGCUGCCUGAGCAUUCUUCACGUGAGAGAAAGCGGCGAGAUUCUUUCGGCAUGUUUGACGGGUAUGAUAGCUGUAGUGACGAUACGAGUAGCAGCUCGAGUUCAGACGAGAGUGAAGAGGAGGUUGCCCCACUGCAGUCGAGCCUCCCCAUCAUCAAAAACAAUGGUCAAGUUUACACGUAUCCGGAUGGUAAAUCUGGCAUGGCAACAUGCGAGAUGUGCGGAAUGGUCGGCGUCCGAGAUGCCUUUUAUUCCAAGACAAAAAGGUUCUGCAGUGUUUCGUGCUCCCGAAGUUAUUCCUCCAACUCCAAAAAGGCAAGCAUUCUGGCAAGACUUCAGGGCAAACCACCAACAAAAAGAGCAAAGGUUCUCCAAAAACAACCCUUGGUUGCGAAAUUGGCAGCUUACGCUCAGUAUCAGGCAACACUGAAAAAUCAAGCGUUAAACAAAAGUGCUGUCACAGUUGAAGGAUUUAGCUGGGGAAGCUACAUCACUAGCAAUAACCUACCUGCAGCUCCUGUCACUUGCUUCAAACAUGCACCCAUGGGAAAUUGUUGGGGUGACAUUGCAGAAGGUGUUCGAGUCGAAGUUCCAAACACAGACCACAAUCAUCCACAAAAAGUGUUUUGGAUAGCCGGAAUUGUGAAAUUAGCAGGAUACAACGCUCUGCUUAGAUAUGAGGGCUUUGAAAACGAUUCCAGCCUGGAUUUCUGGUGUAACAUUUGUGGUCCUGAUGUCCAUCCGGUGGGCUGGUGCGCAAGCAGUGGAAAACCAUUAGUCCCACCACAGACAAUUCAGCACAAAUACACAAAUUGGAAAGCCUUUUUGGUUAAAAGACUAACGGGUGCCAAGACGCUGCCUCCUGACUUUUCUCAAAAGGUGUCUGACAGUAUGCAAUAUCCUUUUAAACCUUCGAUGAGGGUAGAGGUUGUGGACAAAACGCAUCUUUGCCGGACACGGGUCGCAAUAGUAGACAGCGUGAUCGGAGGGAGGCUACGUCUGGUCUAUGAAGAAAGUGAAGACAAAACUGACGAUUUUUGGUGCCAUAUGUACAGUCCUCUGAUUCAUCAUAUUGGAUGGUCUCGAAGUAUUGGGCAUCGAUUUAAGAGAACAGACAUUUUGAAAAAACAGGAAUCGCACUAUGAUGCCCCCCCACUUCUAUUCACGAAGGUGAAAGACGUUGACCAGGGUUUGGAGUGGUUCAAAGAAGGGAUGAAACUGGAAGCGAUUGAUCCCUUAAACUUAUCGGCAAUAUGUGUAGCAACUAUCAGAAAGGUUCUGGCUGAAGGAUUCCUAAUGAUUGGGAUCGACGGCUCUGAAGCAGCUGAUGGUUCGGACUGGUUUUGUUACCACGCGUUGUCUCCAUCAAUAUUCCCUGUUGGUUUCUGUGAAAUUAACAAGAUUGAAUUAACGCCGCCACGAGGCUACACAAAACUACCUUUCAAAUGGUUUGACUACCUCAGGGAAACAGGAUCCGUAGCUGCUCCUGUAAAGUUCUUUAAUAAGGACGUUCCCAACCAUGGCUUUCGUGUUGGAAUGAAACUGGAGGCUGUGGACCUGAUGGAGCCUCGAUUAGUGUGUGUUGCCACGGUAACACGCAUCAUCCAUCGCUUGCUAAGGAUUCAUUUCGACGGCUGGGAAGAUGAGUAUGAUCAAUGGGUAGACUGUGAAUCGCCGGACCUCUAUCCCGUCGGUUGGUGCCAGUUAACGGGUUACCAACUACAACCUCCGGCCCCUCAGACAACAAAAGACAACCAGUCCAGUGUCUCCAAGCAGAAGAAGAAAUCCAAAUCACAGCAGUACAAGGGACACAAAAAAAUGACACCGUUACAAAUGAAGGAGGAGCUGUUGGAUGGAGAUGACUACUCAUUUCUUCAGACUUCGGAUCAGGAAAGUAACGGAUCAGGCAGCUACUUUAUCAAACAAGAGCCAUGACAUCAUUGUUAUUAUUAUAAUUAUUAAUAUAAGAGGAGAAUGUUUUAAUACAAAAUUAUUUGAAAUCAGAACAGAAAAAAAACGGACUUAUGUGCAGGGACACUCAAACAAGCGUAAAAAAAACUAUUUUGGUGAAACGAAAAAUCAAAACACAAAAACAGAUUUUUUUUUCAGUUUAUUAAAUGACAUGAACAAUUUUGUGUUGUAUUUGAAGUUUUUGAAAAAAAAAAUGUAAUAUUUUGAGAAUUUUACAAUUAUUGUGCAUUGUGGGCAAAGAAACAAAAUUCCUAGAUUUUUGGUAAACUUAGCAGGGCUUGAUAUAUUUGUUAAGAAAGGGUGAAAUGUUUGCAAAAAUACACAGACUUGGUACACACUGGGUAGCUUUUUUGAUUUUAUUUU